This is a messenger RNA of Nerophis lumbriciformis (worm pipefish), 1300 nucleotides long. The record is from RefSeq and is a predicted model, not a curated record. Lineage: Eukaryota; Metazoa; Chordata; Actinopteri; Syngnathiformes; Syngnathidae.
UCGUCUCGAAAAGUAUAUCUAACUCGGCUGUUGGCUGAAAUCGCCUCUUUUAAAUCGCCUCUUUCGGCAUAAAAAAGUGCAUCUUUUCGAGACGAGUGAUGCAAUCGAGUGACGUAAGCGCGCUCCCGCGUCAGGGGGUGCAUAUUAUGGCAGGGGUGCGUUUUCCGGCACAACACCGGCCUUUCGACGGGUCCGUGGUUGGAAAGUAAAGCGCAGUCCACCAUGAAAAGAGUCGUGAGGAACGUGCUGGAAAAGCAUCGAUAUAAAUACAACGGUAUGCUCAAAACUCUUUGUCUGGACCAGAAAGGGGACAACAUGGACUUUGUGGGUUCAGUAGCAAAGAGCCUCUUCUCAGAUGGGACCACAAACUGGGGCCGCAUUGCCAGUCUGGUGGCGUUCGGGGCGGUGCUGUCCCAGUACCUGAAGAACAAGGACAGGGGACACUGUGUGCCCCUGGUGGCCCAGGAGAUCUCUUCGUUCCUGCUGGAACACCAACGAAACUGGCUAGUGAAAAACAAUUCAUGGGAUGGUUUUGUAGAGUUCUUUCAGGAAGCUGACCCAGAGUCCGCAGUGAGGAAAACGCUUAUGGCCGUCGGGGCGACACUGGCCCUGUUGAUCAGGGGAAUUUGUCGUACUCUUAAAAAGCCUGAUUUUGACGUGAACAACGUUGAUGCUGGAUACAUGGAAGAACCUCCACGAUGCCCUCAGACUUACACAUGGAAAUGAAGGCUGAGCCGCAGUAUAGUUCAAUAUUUUUGGUUUUCAAACCUGCGGCCAAAGCAUUUUCGUCAUGGACACUUUACCUUUUCGAGCAGUUGAGAUCUAUUUAAUUUAUAAAUAGAUUUAUUUUUCUAAGAUAUCAAGUAUGUUUCUAUGCAAAUUUGAAAAAAGCAUUUGGUCUGAUCAGCGCCGUGUUGUAUGACUUUGAAGAUAGCGACAUAUUCCACGCGCAGCAACCACGAAUCCGAUUUCCAUAAGUCUCAUUCCCGACCGCCCGGCGAUCCAUCCCCGGGAGCGGAACAAGGCACGCUUGCAUCCGCGUGGCACGACGAUCCCUCCAAGUGGGCUCGGCGCCACGGAGCGACUCCCACAGAACUUUGGGACGUAUCGGGGCUUGCAAGCUCCCCAGAUCCAGGAUUCACUCCCAAGGAUGGAGUUGGGGAGCAAAGUGCAAAAUAGCGCGGGACAGUGCGAAGAUGAUGCUCUUUCGGUGAGGGCGGCAUCCAGCUGUGAGCUGCCAAGAGUUGUGUAGAUAAUGUUGGAAUUAUUAGUUAAUAAACUAUUCACUUGAAUUAUUUUA